Messenger RNA from Aspergillus viridinutans, 492 nucleotides. Its product is annotated as VOC family protein. The coding region runs from base 1 to 492 and encodes 163 amino acids. NCBI's taxonomy places the organism in Eukaryota, Fungi, Ascomycota, Eurotiomycetes, Eurotiales, Aspergillaceae. The record is from RefSeq and is a predicted model, not a curated record. The transcript has a single exon.
AUGCCCGUUGGCAAACUCACGACCUGCCUCUGGUUCGAUGGCCAAGCAGAAGAAGCCGCCUUGUUCUACACCUCCAUAUUCAAGAACUCCAAAGUUACGGGGCGCCACUACUAUCCCGAAGCCGGCAAGGAGUUCCACGGGCGCGAGGCCGGCAGCCUCAUGAUGAUCGAUUUCGAGCUCAAUGAUCAGAAGUUCGUUGGCCUCAAUGGAGGCCCCCACUUUAAAUUCACUAUGGCAAUCUCUAUGAUGGUCAACUGCAAAGACCAGGCCGAGGUCGACUACUACUGGGACAAGCUCAGCGAGGGCGGCGAUAAGAAGCAGUGCGGCUGGCUGGUGGACAAGUUUGGCCUGUCGUGGCAGAUUUUGCCUGACGAUUUCCAAAAGAUGCUGAAUAGUCCAGAGAUAGAGAAACGGGACCGUGCGUAUGUUGCUAUGUUGCAUAUGGAGAAGCUUGACAUAGCCGGGCUACGCAAGGCUUUCGACGGGGAAUAA